This is a messenger RNA of Salvelinus namaycush (lake trout), 2579 nucleotides long. RefSeq names its product Ras-related GTP binding Ca (gene rragca). NCBI's taxonomy places the organism in Eukaryota, Metazoa, Chordata, Actinopteri, Salmoniformes, Salmonidae. The record is from RefSeq and is a predicted model, not a curated record. Gene Ontology annotation, cellular component: lysosome; Gtr1-Gtr2 GTPase complex; nucleus. The transcript has 7 exons. Gene Ontology annotation, molecular function: GTPase activity; GTP binding. Gene Ontology annotation, biological process: regulation of autophagy; positive regulation of TOR signaling; cellular response to starvation. The coding region runs from base 436 to 1581 and encodes 381 amino acids.
UGCUUUUCGCUGUAUUCCCGCAGGGACAGAUUUUGACGGGAGUGGACCCUCUCGCUUCGUUUCGUCCUCUCUGGCACUAGUCUACUUGGUCAGCUGACUGCAAAACAUCUGACAAGGGAAGAACCAGUCUCGACAGAUUGACACCCUGGUUAACCAACUACUAUUCGCAUCCUAUGUACAUCGUCCAAUUAGAUUCAGAGGUUGGUUGAAGAGCAGGGUUUUCGGCGAAAGGGAAACAUAGGCUACCCGAAGAUCUAAAGGAGAAUAUUACAACACACUCUCAAGGAUUUGCAAGUAACAUUGGCAUUAUUGAUGCAUUUAAACUGUAUUUUACGUUUUAUCGGCGGUGUAGAAGGAUUUGUCGGUAAAAGCAGGACUGCGUAAAACUAAUAGGGUGCGGGGGGGAUUGGGGGAAGCGAGCGUCGUCGGGUCAAAAUGUCGAUUCAGUACGAAGUGGAACCGCUGGCAGACAGCUACGGGGUAGCGGACUCGUUUCCCAAAGAUUUUGGCUAUGGAGAAGAGGAGGCCGACAUCGAGGAUAGCCCAACUCCAUCUGACAGCAAACCUAGAAUUCUGUUGAUGGGUUUGCGAAGAAGUGGCAAGUCGUCAAUACAGAAGGUGGUAUUCCACAAAAUGUCUCCCAACGAGACGCUGUUCCUGGAGAGCACCAACAAGAUCUACAAGGACGACAUCUCCAGUAGCUCGUUUGUCAACUUCCAGAUCUGGGACUUCCCGGGUCAAGUGGACUUCUUCGACCCUACCUUUGACUACGAGAUGAUCUUCAGAGGCACGGGGGCUUUGAUAUUCGUCAUUGACGCACAGGAUGACUAUGUGGAGGCGUUGGGCAGACUCCACCUCACCGUGUCGCGGGCCUACAGGGUCAACCCCGAGAUUAACUUUGAGGUGUUCAUCCACAAAGUGGACGGCCUCUCCGACGACCACAAGAUCGAGACCCAGAGAGACAUCCACCAGAGAGCCAACGACGACCUGGCAGACGCCAGCCUAGAGAAGCUUCACCUCAGUUUCUAUUUGACAAGUAUCUAUGACCACUCAAUAUUCGAGGCCUUCAGUAAAGUGGUCCAGAAGCUUAUCCCACAGCUGCCAACACUGGAAAACCUUCUAAACAUCUUUAUAUCUAACUCGGGCAUAGAGAAGGCCUUUCUGUUUGACGUGGUCAGUAAGAUCUACAUCGCCACAGACAGCAGUCCGGUGGACAUGCAGUCUUAUGAGCUGUGCUGCGACAUGAUCGACGUGGUUAUAGAUGUCUCCUGCAUCUAUGGUCUGAAGGAGGACGGCAGUGGUAGUGCCUACGACAAGGAGUCCAUGGCUAUCAUCAAGCUGAACAACACCACAGUCCUCUACCUGAAAGAGGUCACCAAGUUCCUGGCGUUGGUCUGCAUCCUCCGGGAGGAGAGCUUUGAGCGCAAAGGCUUGAUAGACUACAACUUCCACUGUUUCCGGAAGGCCAUCCACGAGGUGUUUGAGGUGGGCGUUUCCACACCGUGGACGGGCUCCCAGGCGGCCGGCACGCCCUGCACCAAGGCUGUGACACUCAACGGCACGCCCCGGAGCACUGUCUAAACACAGACAGACAGACCGACGGAGAGAUGAUAGGAAAGACAGAAAGAUCUAAAAUGAAGAUGGGGAGGGAUCGUGCGGAGAAGACUAAUGGAUUGGGGUUUUCAGUAAACCAAUCAUAUCUCUCGCACCCAGAUCCUAAAAAUCACAGGAAGAGGACUAGAGCUAAAAAUUCAAAUGAAGAGUCAGGGCUGAACCCGAAGCUCAGAGGGUAAGGAGGACUGCGAGCUUACAAAGCUAGGAUGGAAGGGAAACUAAAUGCAGAGAUACCAGGAACAUUCAUACAUUUUGUGGGAAUACAAGGCAUUGUUUUCCGCUGUUCGGCACGAAAACAGCGACAUGAAAGUCCAACUGGACUGGUAUACACAAGCAAAAGCGUAUUUGGCAUUUGGGAACUUUCAGUGAGAUUAGGCCUCACGUGCUGCAAGUCCCAAGAGCCCUGAGGAAGCUUGGUAAUAUCGCUGUCUGUUUUAGCUGCUGGUUCAUCCAUGUGAAGAAGUACUUUAAAAAUAGAAAAAAUGAAACCUUGAGUAACCCUCGAUAAGGACAAGAAACUGCAAAGGCUGUGUGGGGAUCAGUAUAGUUGUGUAACCCUGUGCAGACUUAUGGGUCGAAGUCUCUAAGAAAUGCUUGGUGUUUAUCCAAAACGCACAUAGUAACACUUUCCCAAGGCCUUACUUAGAUUGAGCUUGCCUGUUGCAAACUUUCUCUCACUACUCACUUGCCUGUAUGCUGCCCAAGACUUUGCUUCUGGUUUCACUAAUUCUGAAGAAAACAGGGUUCCUCAGAGUGCAAAAGGGAUUGUAGUGUCCACAUUUUUCUGCUUCUGCUCUGCGUGUGUGUGUCCGUAAAAGAGGAUAGUUGGUGUUCAUGGAUUCAUGACUCCCCCAUCAUGUUGAUUUGCCAGUGUAGGCCCUAUGCUCAAAGUUGUUGAAGUGUCAUACUGUAUAAUGCUAUGCCAUGUUGGAAAACUGAGCUAAAAAAUAAAACUGUUACCAGUG